Molecule: messenger RNA, 315 nt
Organism: Linum tenue
Lineage: Eukaryota; Viridiplantae; Streptophyta; Magnoliopsida; Malpighiales; Linaceae
Source: the annotation of a GenBank genome assembly
AUGGCUUCUUCUUCCAAGUUCUUCGUCGUUGCUCUAUUGCUCACAGUCACAUUGUGCAGCAUGGAAAAUGGAAUGGCGGCUCGACAGCUCCUCCAACUGCCGAAACCCACCGCACUGCCUCCGAUGCCCACCAUCCCAUCUCUGCCGCUACCAACUCUGCCGUCCGGAGGAUUGCCGCCACUCCCCAGCGCCGGCGCCAUUCCAACCAUGCCCACUAUUCCUUCCAUGCCAAAGGUUUCUCUGCCGCCACUGCCUAGCGGUUUUCCAACCAUUCCUUCCAUCCCUGGCCUUACCCCGUCGGGCCCUGGAAACUGA